AUGGCUCCAGGCCUUCUGCAAGGUGCUCUAGUCCUCAAGGAAUCCCAUGCCAGGAACAGUAACAACGACACUGAUGCCCCAGCAGGCCCCAGCUCUGCUGCUGCUGCCUUGCCAACACCACCAAGAGUCCAGGACUGCUGCCAGGAAACCCCGCUCCAGGCACCACCACUGUCAAGAGUCCAGGCUCCAGGCACACUGCCACCUGGAGUUCUCGUUCCAGACUCUGGGCCUACCGUUGACAGGAGUUCAGGCUCUGGGCACUGUCACCACUACCAAGUGUCCUGGUCAUCACCACCAAUGUUGACAUCCACCCAAUGGAGAAACUGUGGAAAUGUAGACUGUGGGAAGGGAUUCAAUUACCCAUCCCAAUUGGAAAUUCAUCAACGCAGUCACACUGGAGAGAGGCUAUUUACAUGUUCUACAUGUGGGAAGGGAUUCAUAGUAUUAUCUAGUCUCCAGAAACACCUGCUUAUUCACUCUGAGGAGAAGCCGUUCAGCUGCAGUUCCUGUGGAAAAAGUUUCAGGCAGUCAGCCAACCUCACUGCGCACCAACGAGUUCACACUGGGGAGAGGCCAUUCACCUGUUCUGUUUGUGGGAAACAGUUUGCUCGGUCAUCGAACCUGCUGAGACACCAGCGUGUCCAUAGUGGAGAGAAAUCAUUUACCUGCAGUGAGUGUGGGAAGGCGUUCACCCCGUCCCACAAUCUGCUGAUACAUCAACGCAUUCACACUGGUGAGAGACCGUUCACCAGCUCUGAGUGUGGAAAAGGAUUCACUAAUCCUCCAUCCUUUUUCCCAACUGCUCAGACACCAGCGAGUUCACGCAGGAAAGAGACAAUUCACUUGUUCCACGUGUGGCAAGGGAUUUACUUGGUCAAUCAGUCUGCAGAUACACCAGUGGGUUCACGCUGGAGACAGACCAUUCACUUGCUCCAAGUGUGGAAAGGGAUUCACUGGUCAUCCCAACUGCUGACACACCAACAUGCUCACACUGGGGAGAGACCAUUCACCUGCACUGUAUGUGGGAGAGGAUUUUCCCUGUCCUCCGAUGUGCUAAAACACCAGCGAAUUCACACUGAGGAAAGGCCAUUCAGCUGCACUUCCUUUGGAAAGAGGUUCAGGUCUUCAGCCUACCUCAGUGUACACAAGGGAGUUCACACUGGGGCGAAACCAUUCACCUGCUCUGACUGUGGGAAGGGAUUUACUCAAUCAUCUAACCUGAUGACGCACCAGAAAAUUCACGCUGAGGAGAAGCCAUUCAGCUGCACCUCCUGUGGAAAGAGGUUCAGGUCUUCAUCCUACCUCAGCGUGCACAAGCAAGUUCACACUGGCGAGAGGCCAUUCACCUGCUCAGAGUGUGGGAAGGAAUUUACUCAGUUAUCUUACCUAUUGACGCACCAGCGGGUUCAUACUGGGGAAAGACCAUUCACUUGCUCUGAGUGUGAAAAGGGUUUUACUCAGUUAUCUCACCUACAGGCACACCAGCGAGUUCACACUGGAGAGAGGCCGUUCACCUGCUUCAAGUGUGGGAAGGGAUUUACCCAGUCAUCCCACCUGCUGAGACACCAGCGAGGUCACAAGUGACUGAAGGUAUUGGAUUCUGCUGUUAUUGUGUCUGUUAAACACAUCUGGACAUUCACUCUGACAACUAGUGUUUGUUUCGGCUGAUGUUAAACAGCCCUGUAACUAGGCUGGAGUUUAUAUUCCAAAUCUAUUGCUGAUUGCCUCCUCGGAUGCUGCAGUGUCUCCUUAAGAGCUGCUGUUUGUGAUCAUUCCCCCGACUUCAGAAACACUCAGCAGAAAUUAUUUCAUGACAAUAUUCUGAACUUCUACUUUAUCCUAAAUUGAUCUCACCAUGAACUUCACAAUGCAGUGUCUGAGAGGUUCUGCUGAAUAGAAUUAGAAUGUGCUAUGAAUUCUUGCUGACAAUUUCAACCAGUGGUCCCCUCCAUUAUCCACCAGAAAGAUGGAGACUGUGAAGUGGAGAAUUGAGAACCUCCAAUUCUCCCUUCUGCCUAAUAGAGAAACCUCCUCGGCAUGGGAACGGAGACAAGUUUAGUUCUGGUAAUAUUCUGUGAGAAAUCACUGUUUAAUAACUCCAUAAAAUUUUCAGAAAUGGAUUGAUAAUUACAUGCUCAUUCUCUUUCUUGUGAAGAAAGCUUCCAUUGCAGUUUGCUGUAUGAAUAAACGGAGGACAGACCUGCUCUGUCUGACCAGGAUGUGACUCCAGCACAGGUCCUGAAACAAGACAUUUCCAACCCUGAUAUAAUUGGAGCUUAGGUCUGUGUAAAGGCAUAAACAAAUUCUCAAGAGGAAAGCCUUUCAAACUGGCUUUAACUCAACACAUACAUUCUGGCUCGCAGGAGACACUGCCACCAGCUAAAGAGAGCAGCACUGUCUCUGCUUCGUCUGUCAGUUUGUCCUUCAGGACUGGUAAAACCAUUCUCACCUGUGACGGGUUGUGUUUAGCCUUUCACAUUAAAGUGUUGCUUCUUAAUAAAUCAUUUUUAAAUCAUU
Rhincodon typus (whale shark) is the source of this 2517-nucleotide messenger RNA. RefSeq names its product gastrula zinc finger protein XlCGF26.1-like. The transcript is spliced from 3 exons. The record is from RefSeq and is a predicted model, not a curated record. The coding region runs from base 1 to 1584 and encodes 527 amino acids. Gene Ontology annotation, molecular function: RNA polymerase II cis-regulatory region sequence-specific DNA binding; DNA-binding transcription factor activity. NCBI's taxonomy places the organism in Eukaryota, Metazoa, Chordata, Chondrichthyes, Orectolobiformes, Rhincodontidae. Gene Ontology annotation, biological process: regulation of transcription by RNA polymerase II.